CUACUCUAGGGAGAGAGGAAAAGGAAAAAGUGAAAUCUGAUGGAGAAGAGUGUUCCCCCCCCCCGCCCCCCAAAGAUUCUGGAUGUCCUGAUAAACCAGCCCUAAUAGAAGAUUAAAGUUGUGGGAAGUAGUGACAGCCGAGAAGAGCAGAGGAUUACUUGCCAGGUGGAGACCCUUCGCGGUCUAUUGGGUCUCCCCUUCUGCGUGCAUGUGUGCGCCAGCGGCGGCGCGCGGUGCGGGGUUUUGCGCGUGGAGUCUCAGCUUGGAGCCGAGUGAAUGGCCCCCAGGGGCCGCGCGGAGCUGCCGCCUCCGCCGCCUCCACCGCCUCCACCGCCUGCGCCUCAACAGGUCUGGCUCUGGCCUGGAAAGAUGCUAGCUAUGGGUGCUCUGGCAGGCUUCUGGGUCCUCAGCCUCCUCACCUAUGGUUACCUGUCCUGGGGCCAGGGUUUAGAGGAUGAGGAAGAAGGGUCCCUGCGAGUUCAAGCUGGAGAAAGACCCGAGCCCAGCACAACUGCCACCUCUCAGCCCCAUCUCAUUUUCAUCCUGGCGGAUGAUCAGGGAUUUAGAGAUGUGGGUUACCAUGGAUCUGAGAUAAAGACACCCACUCUUGACAAGCUCGCAGCUGAAGGAGUUAAACUGGAGAAUUAUUACGUCCAGCCCAUUUGCACGCCAUCCAGGAGUCAGUUCAUUACUGGAAAGUAUCAGAUACACACAGGACUUCAACAUUCUAUCAUAAGACCUACCCAACCCAACUGUUUACCUCUGGACAAUGCAACCUUACCUCAAAAGUUGAAGGAGGUUGGAUAUUCGACACAUAUGGUUGGAAAAUGGCACUUGGGUUUUUACAAAAAAGAAUGCAUGCCCACCAAGAGAGGAUUUGAUACCUUUUUUGGUUCUCUUUUGGGAAGUGGUGAUUACUAUACACACUACAAAUGUGACAGCCCUGGGAUGUGUGGCUAUGACUUGUAUGAAAAUGACAAUGCUGCCUGGGACUAUGACAAUGGCAUAUACUCCACACAGAUGUACACACAGAGAGUGCAGCACAUCUUAGCUUCCCAUAACCCUGCAAAGCCUAUAUUUUUAUAUAUUGCCUACCAAGCUGUUCACUCACCCCUGCAAGCCCCUGGCAGGUAUUUUGAGCACUACCGAUCCAUUAUCAACAUAAACAGACGGAGGUAUGCUGCCAUGCUUUCUUGCUUAGAUGAAGCAAUCAACAAUGUGACUCUGGCCCUAAAGACAUAUGGUUUCUAUAACAACAGCAUUAUCAUUUACUCUUCAGAUAAUGGCGGCCAGCCAAUGGCGGGAGGAAGUAACUGGCCUCUCAGAGGUAGCAAAGGAACAUACUGGGAAGGGGGAAUCCGGGCUGUUGGAUUUGUGCAUAGCCCACUUCUGAAAAACAAGGGAACAGUAUGUAAAGAACUUGUGCACAUCACUGACUGGUACCCCACUCUGAUUUCCCUGGCUGAGGGACAGAUCGAUGAAGACAUCCAACUAGAUGGUUAUGAUGUCUGGGAGACCAUAAGUGAAGGCCUUCGCUCACCCCGAGUAGAUAUUUUGCACAACAUUGACCCUAUUUACACAAAAGCAAAAAAUGGCUCCUUGGCAGCAGGUUAUGGGAUCUGGAAUACAGCCAUCCAAUCAGCCAUCAGGGUGCAGCACUGGAAACUGCUCACAGGAAAUCCUGGCUACAGUGACUGGGUUCCCCCUCAGUCUUUCAGCAACCUAGGGCCAAACCGGUGGCACAAUGAACGGAUUACCUUGUCAACUGGCAAAAGUAUAUGGCUUUUCAACAUCACAGCUGACCCAUAUGAAAGGGUGGACCUAUCCAGCAGGUAUCCAGGGAUUGUGAAGAAGCUCCUACGGAGGCUGUCACAGUUCAACAAGACUGCAGUCCCUGUCAGAUACCCUCCCAAAGAUCCUAGGAGUAACCCACGGCUCAAUGGAGGAGUCUGGGGACCCUGGUAUAAAGAGGAAAGCAAGAAAAAGAAGGCAAGCAAAAACAAAGCUGAGAAAAAGAAAAAGAAAAGUAAGACAAAGAAGAAACGGCCCAAAACACGUUCAUCUCCAAAUUGCUAUUCAGGUGUUAUUCCUGGAUAACUACAAAUAGUUCCAGUUUGGUUAAACUUAAAAAUUCUUAGUCUUUCACCUGUCUGCUAGGUAAACCAGCAAAUUUGGCUCAGAAAUAUCACUGCCAUAAACACAGGGCUCAUUUUCAUGUUGUACCAGUCCAGAGACUUUUGCCACAUGGAAAAUUGUCCAGCUCCAUGCCAAAGGUACUGACUGCUUCUGCAAGCCACACUUAGAGGCCAUGGAGAUGUUUAUUUCUCUGGAUCCUUUAUAAAAGGUGGUCAGUCUUGAGUUUAACUGCUGUGCUUCCUUCAGUUGACCAAACACAAUGCUUUACAUUAUAAGUGGGAGCAAUGAUCAGCAAUUGAGGAGCAUGCUGAUUUGAUGGAAAUGACAGGGUAGCAUGAUUUUAAAACUACUUUUGAUAUAGGUAAAGAUUGUGUCACCUCAAAGGCCUCAAGAAGAUAUUUUCAUAGUGAAUUUUUGUAUCUCUAUCAUAUGACACUUGAGUUUUAACAUUAAUUCUAUUUCAUGUAUCAUUUCCUUGCCUGUGAAAAUAAGCUGUUUUUCUUACAUGUGAACAGCUUGCACCUCAUUUUAUCAUGCAUGAGGAAAUGGCAAAUAAGAAUGUUUGAGCACACUGCCAAAAAUGAAUGUAACUAUUUUCUAAACACUUUAAUAGAAUAACACUUCAAUAUAAAGUGCAUAAUUUAUUUUUAAAGUAAAAAUAUUUUGUUUUCAUAAAAGAUAUGCAAAUGGUUUUAAUUAUUUUAUUUUUAUUUUCUGCAUACCAUUAGAAUAAUUUUAUUUCAUUUCUUCAAGAUUACCAAGCACUGUUAUACAACAAAUUACUGUAGUACUGUGUAAAUACAUAGAAUAUAAAAAGAAAAUUUUCAGAAAAAAAUUAUAAUCAAUAUGUUCAAUCAUUAUUUUGAAUGUAAUAAGAUGAGUAUAGUCUUACAAAUUAUUUGGAAAGUCAAUGUGCAGAGCUGAUACAUCUUUAUUGUUUCUACCAUAAACUAUUUAUGUAUAUUAAUUAUUAAAAUGAUUUAUUUUAUGA
This is a messenger RNA of Ictidomys tridecemlineatus (thirteen-lined ground squirrel), 3127 nucleotides long. It is a transcript of the gene Arsj, whose product is annotated as arylsulfatase family member J. The record is from RefSeq and is a predicted model, not a curated record. NCBI's taxonomy places the organism in Eukaryota, Metazoa, Chordata, Mammalia, Rodentia, Sciuridae. Gene Ontology annotation, molecular function: sulfuric ester hydrolase activity.